GUCGUGUUUUGCUGUAGGAGGCAGUGCAGGGAAUCUGGAUUUACCUGAAAGUGUGUUUCUCUAAUAACCUUCUUCACCAUGAAGACAUUUUGCUUCAGUUGUGUGUGCAGUGAAAUGCUGUUCUGCAGGAAGCAAACUGAAAGGAAUUAGCUUCAACAUUUUUGUUGGUUUUGUUAUCUGGGUGGAAGAAACAAUCAGGAUGGCUUCUACAAGUAAAAGAAAUUCUGCAGUGAGAAUUCAAAAUACAUUUUGCCCUGAAGGUGGAGUCUGCAAGCACGGAUUCCUCAUCAAAUCACCACCUCUUCAACUUUUCAGCUCACAGAAUUCCUGGAAAAGGCGUCUGUUUGUCCUGUCCAAGUCCAGCGCAGGGAAUUACAUCCUGAAGUAUCUAAAAGGCCAACAUGUGAAAGGCUCCAUAGCUGUUGAUCAAAUCAUAAGUAUUCAAGUUGGCAUAAGUAAUGCUGAAGUAAUGGAAACGGUGAGGAAGAUGUUUAAAUGCCUUCCUGAGCAGGUGAUGUCCAUCAGCACUGGAAGCAGAUGUUACUACCUCGUUGGGGACAGCAGGCAGGAAAUAGAUGACUGGGUCACUCUGAUAUCUUCAGUCUGCAGGGAGGACACAAGAAGUGGAUGCUGCCCUCAGAACCAAGAUCUUCCAAAUCCAGAAGCCAGAAGUCGGACUUCCUCUUUGCCACUGUUUUUGAGUUCUGUAGAUAUGGCCAGCUUUCCAGACAGGCAAAGCUGCCAGAAGGAGAAUGGUUCCUCAGAAGACAAGAACAGGCCUUAUUCAGAUCCUGGCCCCCAUCAGGCUCAGUGUGACUCACCAAGAGGAGUUUGUCCAAGCCUGCAGGAUAAAAUUCUGGGAGGAAGUGAGGAAAACCUGCUGUUGUCAGAUCCAGAGGAAAACAUGCAAAAGGACGAAGAAGAUUAUUACCAAACUCCCAGCAGUGUUUUAGCUAAGUGCACUACUGAAGUAUCAAGGCCUGGCCCUACAGCUGAGCCUGAUGCCCCUGUGCAAGAGACGCCAGAGCAGAACAGCCCAGUGAAGGAGAACAUUUAUAUGUCAAUGAAAUCAAUUAAGCUGCUGGACGAGACAUGCCAGCUCACGUGCAGACGUGAUGGGCUGCCAUCCCCUCCCAAAUACCAGAGCAACAGUGCAUGUCCAAGAGGCCUGGAAGCAGACAAAGGCACAAAAUUCCCAGAAAGCAGCACCAGCCUGCAGCCAUCCCUCCAGAGAAGGCAAAGCUCACUACCCCUCUCAGUGGUUCACUUGUCCAUACUGCUCAGUCAAGUUACAGAUGAGAUGCAGCUGCAGAAAUUGGAUAUUUUCGUACCCCUGGCUGAUAUUAACAAUUACCUGAAACUUACUGAAGCAGCAGGACGAAUAUGUGUCUCACAGUGGGCUGGUCCUCUCAGGCUGGGGUGCUUGUUCAACCACGGAGACCACGUGGUGGCUGUGAAUGAUCUGCAGCCCCAGGGUGUGGAGGAGGCUUACUUCUUCAUCAGCAGGUCCACCAGAAAGGAGGUGAAACUUACUGUAUGUAGGAUUCCACAUUCAGAUACCUUCCAUGCCAAAGGCUGCUCAUGUUCCUGAAAAAAAGAGACCUCAAUGAUUAAACCAAACAUCCUGCAUUCUUCCAUCAUGUUUUCAAUCACUUCCUGAAAAUGGUAAUGCAAGACAAAUACCUUAUGUUUCCAGUUAUGGAUGGACAGAGGAGGUGAGAAAUUGAAAUGCAAAGAAUUCAAUUCAAAUUGAAUUCAAAGAAUUCAAAUUCUUUUUGAAUUUCAUCAAAAAGAAACCCAAAGCCAUGAAGCAAUUUUCUAGAACUUCAUGGAGAAACAUUUCUCCAAAGAGGUGAAUUAGUGAAGAUCCCCCAUGGUGGGAGAAGAGCCACCUGCAUGGGACCUGCUGCUGGAGCAGAUGUUGAGCACUGAAUGCUGCGCCUCUCAGCCAUGGAAGAAUGUUGAUUUUGGACAAAACCAAGAUUUGGUUAGAUAUAGCAUGUACAGAAUGAUUCCAGAAUAUUUUAGAGAACUGGGGGAUUAAUUCUGAACUUUAGUAAACAGUCACCCCAUAAUGUGUUACUCCAUAAUUGAUCAUUAUGUCAGUUUGCACAGUGCUAAAUGCAGAUAAUUAAUGUCACAUAUUGGCUGAUUCAUAACACUUACAGAGACACAAUAUGGAAAUGACAUUGGUACAGUAAAUUCGGGUAGGAUGUGUGAAGUUGUCUGCCCACAUAUGAUAAAUAAAUGUCCUAACACUUUACAACACAUUGUAUGCUGCAAAACGCCUCAUUUUCUCCUAGCACAGCCCCUCCUUGCCCUGCAAAGAUUACCUGUAACUUCCCAUAAUAUGCAGCUGAGUCACU
Zonotrichia leucophrys gambelii is the source of this 2366-nucleotide messenger RNA. RefSeq names its product pleckstrin homology domain containing S1 (gene PLEKHS1). The coding region runs from base 200 to 1591 and encodes 463 amino acids. Lineage: Eukaryota; Metazoa; Chordata; Aves; Passeriformes; Passerellidae. The transcript is spliced from 15 exons. The record is from RefSeq and is a predicted model, not a curated record.